Pezoporus flaviventris is the source of this 1205-nucleotide messenger RNA. RefSeq names its product golgi SNAP receptor complex member 2 (gene GOSR2). The transcript is spliced from 6 exons. Gene Ontology annotation, cellular component: SNARE complex; endoplasmic reticulum membrane; ER to Golgi transport vesicle membrane. Gene Ontology annotation, molecular function: SNARE binding; SNAP receptor activity. NCBI's taxonomy places the organism in Eukaryota, Metazoa, Chordata, Aves, Psittaciformes, Psittacidae. Bases 58 to 696 code for a protein of 212 amino acids. The record is from RefSeq and is a predicted model, not a curated record. Gene Ontology annotation, biological process: vesicle fusion; intra-Golgi vesicle-mediated transport.
CGGCGGCGACGUGGGCAGCGGCGGAGCGGAGGCGGGGAGCGGGGGGCUCCCGGCGGCAUGGAGGGGCUGUACCAGCACACCAACAAGCAAGUCCAUGAGGUCCAGUCUUACAUGGGGCGCCUGGAGACUUCAGACAAAGAGUCAGUGCACUUGGUAGAAAAUGAAAUUCAGGCCAGAAUAGACAAUAUCUUCAGCAACUUGGAACGUCUGGAAAUCCUGUCCAGCAAAGAACCUCCCAAUAAGCGACAGAAUGCUAAACUCCGAGUUGACCAGCUCAAGUAUGAUGUUCAGCACCUGCAGACAGCUCUGAGGAACUUCCAGCAUCGCCGUUACAUCCGGGAGCAGCAGGAGCGACAGCGAGAGGAGUUGCUUGCACGUACAUUCACUACGAAUGACUCUGACACCACCAUACCGAUCGACGAAACAUUACAGUUUAAUGAAUCCCUCCAGAAUGCCCAUCGUGGCAUGGAUGAUCUUAUUGGCAGUGGGACCAACAUCCUUCAGGGCCUGAGGGACCAGAGAGUGACAUUAAAGGGUACUCAUAAGAAGAUCCUGGAUGUGGCCAACAUGUUGGGCUUAUCCAACACAGUGAUGCGGCUGAUUGAGAAGCGAGCCUUCCAAGAUAAAUACUUCAUGAUUGGGGGAAUGAUUCUGACUUGUGUCAUUAUGUUUCUCGUCGUGCAGUAUCUGACAUGAGCUACUGAACUGUAUUAUCAGAGGCAAUGGUCUUUUGGAGCAAGAUGGACUGUCCUCCAAAGUGUACUUUCCUUUGAGUGCUGCUUUGGAUAAGCCCCUCCUGUGAACUCCAGUGUUCACAAAUCACACUCGUGCGGGAAGCACACAGGGAAACAAAUUUCUCUGGGAACACUGUAGUUGAGAAUGGUCCUAUAAAAAAUUACCCCAUCCCCUCCUGCUCUCACCUCAUUGUCUGCAAGUUUAAGAGUCUGUUAAGUAGGAAGCAGCAGUGAAAACUUUACCCAGCUGUAUUGCAAGGUAGGAGUGUCCUUUGGAUAGGGAUAGGUAGGGAUAAGAGGAUUCAAAGGCAGAGCAUAAGAUGUAAUGAGCCUUUCCUGUACUAGCUAGAAGGGAUCCUGAUCACUGUAUUUUGCCAUGAAAGAAUGCCCCUGAGGAGAACUUGCACCAAUUGUAGCACACUCCUGGGGAGCCAGUGUGCAGAAAGAUGGGAAGUAAAGGAUUCCCAUCUG